AUGUCUUCCACCACCUUCGUCGGCAACAAGCCUGUGGACGAGAUCCCUUCGCAGGCCACACAACAGCUCUCAAACGAAGAGCUCACGAGGCAGGAGGUACAGAGGCUGAAGGAAGGUGCUUCUGAACCCGGCGCGAACAAGAGGGCUGGUGUGGCGUCGAGAGAUCCAGCAGAGUUCGACUCCCAAACGCGCUCAUCGAAUGCACACGGCGAUACUAAGCCAGUCCAAGACCCUGUCCUCUAA
Molecule: messenger RNA, 243 nt
Organism: Stereum hirsutum FP-91666 SS1
Lineage: Eukaryota; Fungi; Basidiomycota; Agaricomycetes; Russulales; Stereaceae
Exons: 3
Coding region: 1-243 (80 amino acids)
Source: RefSeq, a predicted model, not a curated record